GCAAAUUCAGCGUUGUACAAGGCGACAUCAGUCCAGAAGUGGUGGGAAGCUGCAGGAGAAGCGCUUCACGUGAAGCGACAGGCGGCCGCAGACCGAGAGGAGAACAGUAACCCACUCAAGAGAUUAACGUCCACAUGUCCCGGCAGCAGGAACACUGUCCGAGUUUGUAAACCUCUCUAGUGUGUGUUUGGUGGCGGGAUCAGGCUUCAUAUUCGCUUCUUCAGCCCUGCAUGCACACUCUUGGCCGGUGGCUUGUCACAGUGGAUGGUCAGCAGUUCUCCGAGCGGUGCCACAAAAUGUCCGGUGAUGGCUUCACGAUUAAAAGUCGCCUCAGGAAUUUGCUGCGUUCUCCAUCAACCAAGCACAAAAAGAACAGGAAAGAGAGUCUCACCAGCAAGGUGACUUUGGAGAAGGUGCUAGGAAUCACAGCUUCAGGAAACAGUGGUCUGGCCUGUGACCCCCGAUCUGGACGAGUGGCCUACCCUGCAGGGUGUGUCGUAGUUUUGCUGAAUCCCAAAAAGAACAGACAGCACCACAUUAUCAACACGUCCAGAAAGACCAUCACAGCUCUGUGCUUCUCCCCCGAUGGCAAGUACUUGGUUACAGGAGAGAGCGGUCACCUGCCAGCGGUGAGACUGUGGGACGUGGCAGAACGGAGACAGGUGGCGGAGCUCCAGAAGCACAAAUACGGCAUCUCUUGCGUGGCUUUCUCCCCCAACAGCAAAUACGUUGUCAGCGUGGGAAACCAGCAUGACAUGAUGGUCAAUGUCUGUGCGUGGAAGAAAAAUAUCGUUGUGGCUGCCAACAAGGUGUCCAGUAAGGUGACAGGUGUGUCUUUCUCUGAGGACAGCUCCUACUUUGUAACUGUGGGGAACAGACAUGUCAAGUUCUGGUAUCUGGACCACUGCAAGGCCAGCAAGGCCAGUGCUCCUGUCCCCCUGCUGGGCCGCUCCGGGCUGCUGGGGGAGCUGAGGAACAACUUCUUCUGUGAUGUGGCCUGUGGACGGGGCUCUACAUCUGACUCCACUUUCUGCAUCACCUCCUCCGGCCUGCUGUGCGAGUUUAACAGCAAGAGGAUGCUGGACAAGUGGGUGGACCUACGGACGGGCGUGGCCCUGGCUCUGUCUCUGUCUGAGGAUAUGAUCUUCUGUGGCUGUGCUGACGGAACGGUGCGAGCCUUCAGCCCCGCGGACCUUCACUUCGUCUGCACGUUGCCGCGGCCGCACCCCCUCGGCUCUGACGUCUCGGCCAUCACAGAGGCAAGCCACCUGUUUUCCACCAAGACGGACGCCCGCUACCCAGACGCUAUUGCUGUUACCUAUGACCCUGUCGGCCAGUGGCUCAGCUGUGUGUAUAAUGACCACAGUGUGUAUGUGUGGGAUGUGAGAGAUGUCAACAGGGUGGGGAAGGUGCACUCUGCCCUCUUCCAUGCUGCCUGUGUCGGGGACCUGGAGAUGUUCCCAGAUGUUCCUGGGAAAUUUGGUGCCAGCCUGUCAUCAGGAGCAUUCCUUAGUUGCUCAGCCGAUAACACCAUCAGACUGUGGCGCAUGGACGAUUGGACAACUCGUGUUCAUUCUCAGAACAUCCUCAGCAGUGAUCUCCUGAAUAUCAUCUACAUAGACGGAAACACUAGUGCCUUGCUGGAUCCAGAAUGUUUGACGAAUAUGAAUGUCGACAAAACAGGAGAUGGACAGACAGCAGAAAGCAGGACCGGCAUCAGGACCAUCUGUGUCAGUCCAGACGGAAAACACCUGGCAUCUGGAGAUCGCAAUGGGAUGCUGAGGGUUUACGACCUCAGUGGCCUGGUGGAGAUUCUGAAGGUGGAGGCCCAUGAUGCUGAGAUCCUCUGUCUUGAAUACAGUAAACCAGAAACAGGUCUGAAGCUGCUGGCCACAGCUAGCAGGGACCGUCUGAUCCAUGUCUUGGAUGCUGAGGCUGACUACAGUCUGGUGCAGACACUUGACGAGCACUCUUCAUCCAUAACAGCCGUCCGCUUUGCUGCCAAUGACAACAAGGUGAGGAUGAUCAGCUGUGGGGCGGACAAGAGCAUCUAUUUCCGCACUGCACACAAGACUGACAGAGGAACAACGGAGUUCAGGUGUUCUCACCACACGGUGAGCAAGACCACGCUGUACGACAUGGGUGUGGACCCCACCUGCAAGUACGCUGCUGUCGGCUGUCAAGACCGCUGCGUCAGGAUUUUCAACAUCAGCAGCGGCAAGCAGAAGAAACUCUACAAGGGCUCGUUGAGUGAGGACGGCAGUCUGCUCAAGGUUCAGCUCGAUCCGUCAGGUCAAUACGUGGCCACCAGCAGCUCCGAUAAAAAUAUCAGCAUCUUUGAAUUCUCCACUGGGGAGUGUGUCGCCACUAUGGAUGGACACUCUGAGAUUGUCACUGGGAUGAAGUUUACCAAUGACUGCAAGCAUUUGAUUUCUGUGUCAGGGGACAGCUGUAUCUUUGUGUGGCGACUGGCUCCAGAACUGACAAUCAGCAUGAGAGAGAGGCUCUGCCAGCUCCGACAAAACCCAAACGCGCACCCCUGCAAGACCUCCAGUCUCAGGCGAGAGGUGUACAGUGCCCCCACUCUGGGUGGUCUGUCCUCUGACAGCGACCGCGAGCACGAGGAGGAGGAGGACGGAGCAGAGAACGACGACCCCGAAGACAAUGCAGCCAAUAGUUCCUCUGACAGCAGCCAUGGAGAGGAGGACACAGGUGGCUCAGAUGAAGGACAGGACUGGGAGCUGACUAAGCAUGGAGUUGUCAGCCAGGUCACGCCUGACUCCUCUAAACGUCCUCGGAGACGCUGGUCUCAUCGCAUGGGCUCUCUGGAGCUGAAAGUGAAAUCCAUGCUGGACCUGAGACAGCUGGAGACCUUUGCUCCCAAGAAAAACCCCAGCUGCUCCCCUCAUGACAGAGAGAGAUGGAGCACGUCCAGCCUCCAGGAGCCCGUGUUGGAAGAGAGAGCCAAGAGGCACCGGCCCUGGCCACAUGCUGACUGGCUGUCCUCCUCACACCCAUCCAAGGGCAUCAUGGGGGCUGAUGAAGCCGUGCUGUACCCCGAGGAGAACGAGAUCGACGCAAGUCUGCAGGGGAGUGAUUACACGGUGAAGGAGCAGCACUGCAGGAUGCAAGGCCGAGGGAUCCACAGUGAGAGCAAGAAAAGCCGCAGCCCAGACAGUGCCUGCUCUCUGGGCUACGACAGCAGGGACUCCAGCCCAGAUCGGGUCCUGGAUGAUUCUGCAGAUGUGGGGUCCCUGAGCCAGGACAGCUCUGAUGAGGAGAACGAAGAGAGGGAAGAAGAGGAGCAGAAGGCAGAAGUGACGACUAUAGACGAGGCUCUGAGGACAGUGACUGACACUGCUGACUGCAGUCAAGAAGAUUUCCUCAAGCAGAACUUUGAGACGCUGGAAGAGAGCAGCAGCAGCAUGGCAGAGCAGAGCCGAGUCCCUCGGCUCAGUAUGUCUUCACGCUUCCUGGCCAGAGGACAUAAUAACAGGGGCAUGCCUCUGUUUGCUAAAGUGCAGGGAAAGGAACACAGCAGCCACUCUGCUAAGCCCCCUGUGUCAAAAGUACGGCCCUUGAUGGAAGAUAGCCAGAGCAGAAACACGGAAGAGGGGCCACACGGGUUAGAUGCUUCAGAGAGAGACGGCGCUCCUACCCUUCGACCCCUGAAGAAGAGGAGGAGUUCAGGGUGCCACCUGUGGAGGUUGUCCAACCCUCCAUCCAAAGCUCCGCUGCUGCUGGACCCACCAACAUGUUUACAGAAAUCACACUCUGCCCAGAACCUGGCCUCGGACUAUCUUCACUCCCCUGUGCCCUCUAGUGACCAAAGCGAGUUCCGCAUAAGACCUCAGCAGCUUUCCCUGAAUCAUGACACUCCACAGCCUUCCUUCCACUUUUCCUCACCCUCCUCUGGGUCCCCCCAGUCUCCCCAGUCCCCACUGUCCUGGGAGAGCCCCAAACUGAAGCCCCACCACUCCUACAUGAACCCCACUGCCAGCUCCAUGGCCAAAAGCAGCCGCUCCACCUCGCUGGGAGAGGUUAUCCAGAUGGAUUAUCCGCCACCUUGCUCCCCCACCUUCCCCAGGGACAGCAGGUCAUGUGGGGAGCUGGAGAUCGAACCUGCCCUUCUCACCCCGUCUCCUGUUGCUGCUUUCCCCUCUACUGUCUCAUCGACAUCGUCCCUCUUAUCGUGUCCUCUGCCAAACAGUCCCUCCCCAGCUCCUCCCCAUCCUAUCGCUACGGUUUCACCCACUUCUUUUACCCAGAACAUCCCGCCCUCUCGCAUCCCGCUUCCCAAACAGCUUCUCAGCCCUCGCCGCAGUUUCUGUCUGGAGGGGAUGUCAAGCUUAAGUUGUUCCGGAGACCCGGCGAGGGUUUCUAAUUCUACCGUAGACCCUGGAUGCGACAUCACACCUACACCUGGAAACAGAGCACUGGGCAGGAAACUGUCUUUAAGUUUGGAUCCUUCUUUGCCAAGUUCACUACCAGUGAGGCAGAAGAAAGACUCUGUUUCAGAGAGUGCCAAGGAUCCAUUACAGGUGGCUGUGGCCAAAGAGUGCCCUCGGGUGCCUGAACAGGCCCACGCAUCGAGCGCUGAUCCCCAGCCAGGUCUGGCUUCCCACAACUCUUUUAUCAACCUGUCCAUCGCUACUGUUCCUCCUCUCCAUCACUCCAUCACUGCAUCUCUUCACACUGCUCUCCCUGUCUGUCCGUCUGCUUGUCUGUCUCACGUUUCUCCAUCUGUCUCUGUGCCCGCCUGCUGUCAACACUGUGAUUACAUGGAUCACUCCAUCACCUUGGAAACUUGUAGGCAGGCUGUUACGGAGCUUCACAACAGUCUGAGGAAAACGGCCUCGCUGUACACUAUGGUGCUUCAACACGGCCAACAGCCCAGUGAAGAUCAGCAAGAAAUGAGGAGCAUUCUGUCCGAGGCCCUGUUCACCGUCAAGGCUGAGCUGGACUCUCUGCCUCACCCCCCCUCACAGUGGGAAGGGCCCCGAGUGGACCAUGGGGUCAAAGGUGAAGGAGAGAAGGCCCUGGCUCUGCUGGAGCAGUACGCUGAGCUGCUGCUUAAGUCUGUGGAGAGGAGACUAGACACCAAGACGUGAGGAAGGUAGACUGAUGUUUGCCAUCUGUUUGUACGAACAGACACACGCACACACAGUAGCACUGUGAAUCGCAACACUUGUUAUUUGCACAGAGCUCUUUUGGAACUUUUUUUAUGGCCUGAAUGCAGAUGAGGUGUUAUUAUAUUUGGAGAAGCUGAAAGAAAUGAAUGCAGAAAAAAAAAAAGUAAAAAAAGUUAUAGCCUUAUUUUUCAAGUUUCUUUGUUUUCUACUUUUUAAAGUCACAUUUCAUAAGUGUAAUGAAUCAUAGUUGUUAUGAAGGGAGACACCAGAAGGACAAAGAUGAUGAAGUUAUAUGAAGAGCACAGGUCGUUAGGCUCUGAGAUUAAAAUGUAAAAUGUGUCCUUAGGGAGGCAUUAAAGCAAGGAACGCAAUCCUUAAGCCCUACUGCUAAUGGGGCUAAAUUCUUUCUGUCAGGUACUAUCUAGAGAUGUAUACAUUUUAAAUAUGUUGAAGUGGGAGGUUAGAGGAAGUUCAGGAUAGAUUCCUUAAUGUGUAUCAUAAAACAUUCCUUCUGUAUGUUUAUGCAAGUUUUUGUUUUAUUUUUCUUCAAACUGUUGCACUGUUCUUUCUGAGUUCUCUUAAAAAAUAAAAAAUGAUUGCAUUGGACCAGA
Perca fluviatilis (European perch) is the source of this 5743-nucleotide messenger RNA. RefSeq names its product mitogen-activated protein kinase-binding protein 1-like. Lineage: Eukaryota; Metazoa; Chordata; Actinopteri; Perciformes; Percidae. The transcript is spliced from 33 exons. The coding region runs from base 231 to 5111 and encodes 1626 amino acids. The record is from RefSeq and is a predicted model, not a curated record. Gene Ontology annotation, molecular function: protein binding.